This is a messenger RNA of Ctenocephalides felis (cat flea), 1926 nucleotides long. Its product is annotated as sodium-independent sulfate anion transporter-like. Lineage: Eukaryota; Metazoa; Arthropoda; Insecta; Siphonaptera; Pulicidae. Gene Ontology annotation, molecular function: sulfate transmembrane transporter activity. Gene Ontology annotation, cellular component: membrane. Gene Ontology annotation, biological process: transmembrane transport. Bases 1 to 1926 code for a protein of 641 amino acids. The record is from RefSeq and is a predicted model, not a curated record. The transcript has 12 exons.
AUGAUACUAGAAGAAGAUGAUCUUUUUGUGGUCGUAAUGACUAUAUUGCAAGCUACUAUUUUAAAUGAAUAUAGACAUGAUAAAACAUGCAUAGAUGGAUCUCAUGUGGAAAAGAAGGAGAAGAAACAAAAGAAACCAUUUUCGCAAACACUCAAAGAUGUUAUAUAUAGAAGAGUUCAUAUACUGUCCUGGUUACCGUCAUAUGACCGGGAAGCCGCGGUUUCGGACAUGAUAGCUGGUAUCACUAUAGGCUUAACGCUGAUACCUCAGAGCAUUGCAUACGCGGCCCUGGCUGGCCUUACUGCCCAGUAUGGACUUUACUCGGCAUUUAUGGGUGCAUUUUUAUACGUCAUCUUUGGUACCAUUAAAGAAGUAUCUUUAGGACCAACAAGUUUAGUUGCUCUGAUGGUUUUGGAAUAUUGUCAUGAAAAACCAGUCGAAUAUGUAGUUUUACUAGGCUUUUUAGCUGGUUGCAUUGAACUUAUGAUGGGAUUACUGAAACUUGGAUUUUUAGUCGAUUUCAUAAGUGCCCCAAUCGUAUCGGGUUUUACAUCCGCGAUGUCGUUAAUAAUUAUUUGUGCGCAGGCAAAAGGUUUGCUAGGGCUGCAUUAUACAGGACAUGGAUUUGUGGAUACAUUGAUGCAGCUAAUACAAAGGAUAUCAAAUGCGAGAUUAGCUGAUUCUAUACUUGCCUUAUGCUGUAUAGUUUUUCUUUUAACAUUAAGGCAAAUAAAAGAUUUGAAAGUCUCCAGUCCUGUUUUAAAAAGAACCUUAUGGUUUAUUUCAACUGGAAGAAAUGCCUUGAUCGUUUUAAUUACAGCGUUGACGGCUUACUUUUGGGAAAGGAAUUCUGGGAAAGCACCAUUUAUACUUUCAGGUAAAGUACAAGCUGGCUUGCCACCGUUUGGUCCUCCACCAUUUGAAGCAAAUGUUGGAAAUAGAACAGUAACAUUCGUUGAAAUGUGCAGCGAUCUAGGAUCUGCCAUCAUAGUUGUACCUCUAGUUUGCGUAUUAGCUAAUGUUGCUAUAGCCAAAGCAUUCUCUGUCGGAUGCUCUGUAGAUGCUUCGCAAGAAAUGUUCACUCUAGGAAUAUGUAAUAUAUUUGGCAGUUUCGUGAAGUCGAUCCCAACUUGUGGUGCUUUCACCAGAUCAGCAGUCAGCAAUGCAAGUGGUGUUCGCUCUCCAAUGGCAGGCUUGUACUCAGGUACUAUGACGCUUUUAGCGUUAAGUUUUCUCACUCCAUACUUUUACUAUAUUCCGAGAGCAACUCUUUCAUCAGUGUUGAUAUGUGCUGUUAUGUUCAUGUUUGAUUGGCAAAUAGUGAUGCCAAUGUGGCGGACUAAUAAAUUGGACGUGUUAUUUAUGGGGUGUACAUUUGCUGCAUCUUUAUAUAAAGGAGUAGAAUUUGGCUUAAGUGUUGGUGUAAUUCUGACUUUAUGUCCUUUGCUCUAUUUGUGGGCAAGGCCCGAAAUUAAUCACAUAUCUAAGUGGACACCCGAAGGUCUUGAAUAUCGCGUGUUAUGCCCAGACACAGGUCUUUACUUUCCUUCGGUUGACUUUUUGAAAGGAGAAUUGACCAAAGUUUCUUUAAAUUUUUCGGGUCCGCUGAUUUUAGACUGCUCAAAAAUGCAUGGAAUGGAUUACAGUGCUGCAAAGGGAAUAGAAUCUCUAAAAGACUUAUAUGCAAGAAAAGAUCAAAUUUUAGUGUUUUUACACCUGAACGAACGAGCUCUUAAAACGUUGAAGACUAUUAGAGGAACGCUACAAUAUUGCAGUUCAGAAGAAGAAUUGUUAGAAAAGCUUACUCUCCUUUCUAAUUCAAAAGAUAAAAGCGACAAAAAAUAUUUUGGUGAUACAAAAUAUACAACAAACAAUGAAAAAUGUGUAAAACAAGAUGAAAUAAGUGAAGAAGAUAAAUUAUUUUGA